CGGGCCAUGAAUAUGGCCUUUGCUGAGUUCGUUAACAAAACCCGACUAACCCAGCCCCUGAUCAAUUUCUGCGUGAUUGUGUAUAUGGAUGAUAUUUUGGUCUUCUCAAAAACACACGAGUACCACGUGGAACACAUCGAGUGGGUUUUGCAUGCACCGAAAGAUGCCGGGUUCAAAGUGGCCUUGGAGAAAAGCGAGUUCUUCUUGUCGGAGAUCUCAUUCUUGGGGUAUAUUGUCACGGUUGACGGACUAAAACCGGAUCCGAGGAAGGUGGCCGCAGUUCAAGACGCCCCGGCGCCGGUCACACUCACCCAGGUUCGGGCUUUUCUAGGGCUGGCAUCCUAUUACCGACGCUUCAUCAAGGGGUUCGCCGGUAUAGCGAAGCCCCUCACGAACGUGCUCAAGAAAGAGGAACAGCUGAUCUGGACGCCGGAAUGCGAAGCGGCGUUUCAGGCGCUGAAGGAGGCUCUGACAUCGGCUCCUGUGUUGGCGCGUCCCGACCCGGCAAGACCGUUCGCACUGCACACAGACUGGCAGCCUCAGGCGAUAUCGGCGGUGCUGACUCAGCGCGGGAAGGACGGAGGGGAGCACGUCGUUGAGUAUGCGUCCAAGACACUGAGCCAGGCACAGGCUAAUUACGAAGCAUGCAAAGGUGAAUGCCUGGCGGUGGUGUGGGGGAUUCAGCACUUCCGACCGUAUCUGUAUGGCCAGAAAUUCGUGCUGGUAACGGAUCAUCAGCCGCUGCUGUCCCUACGCAACAACACGGACUACACGGGGACGUUGGGCAGAUGGGCGGUGCGUUUGCAAGACUAUGACUUCGACAUCCGCCAUCGCGCCACGCGGCAGCAUGGUAACGCCGAUGGAUUAACGCGCCUUCUGCCGCCCAACAAGUGCCCCGCCAACGAGCGACUCAUUCCGUGGAGACCAGAAGUCGCGGCGACGAAACCGCACUACGGAGAGCUACAUGUGCUGCUGUCGGGGAGCAGGAUGAACCAUCACCAGCCGGAGCAUGAGCCCCUGGAGCACUUCCAAACGCCGCUUGCAGACCGCCUGUUGCGGCAUCGGUUUAACGAGGAGAGGCAGUUGCGGUAUGACAUCCAACAGGUGAACGUGCCAGCGCCCGGGGUUGCAGACUUGGCGACAUACUCGUUGCUUUGCGAUCGGCUGACGUAUGCGGGGGUGUACGUGGACGUGACGCAGUUGCCCAGCCGGGAGACGACCCGGAUAUUCAUUGAGUUCCGUGCGCUCCAGGUGGCACCCAAUUUCGUGCACAGCGUCGCCACCUUCAUCGGAGACUUGACGAUCCUCCCGCAGGAGAAUCGGGAGCCGGCGCGCAGCUUUGUGCGCGAGUACGCGGUAGAAGCGGCCAGAUCAGUGGUCAGAGUGCAAGGACAGAGCGGGCACCGAUUCACAACCCACAAAGUGCUGCUGCGUAGGGCCGAGGACGGACCGAUUGCGCUGGUGGUGCAGCUCCCCGCGCUUCUCCCUCCCGCUGCUCCUCUCAACCUCCAAGCUAUUCCCCCUGUCCCGUACUAAAUGCCUCCUUUCUUCUCCUACACCACCCUCCCCUACCAGCUCACGGCGGGCCCUUAUCCCAUGCGCGAGUUCUCAGA
Molecule: messenger RNA, 1613 nt
Organism: Chara braunii
Lineage: Eukaryota; Viridiplantae; Streptophyta; Charophyceae; Charales; Characeae
Source: the annotation of a GenBank genome assembly